CACCCAUAUAACAUCAGAGGGUCUAUAUCUAUAAUUAUAAUUUAUUUAAAUAUGCACUUGACGUAAAUCUGGUGUUCGUGAUUUUACCCAAUCGGGAGCUUAAACGUCCCCAUAGUGACGUCACUGUAGCAACAUAUGCGUUUUCGAUUGGAUGAAACUGCAACACCUGAUUGAGGUCAAGAGCACGACUAAAUAAAUCGUAUUGUACAUGGGUUGUUGGUCCAGUGCGGCGCUGUGUUGUGCUUGAGCCGUGGCACGUGUUCGCUUCGUCCGCUUGUGUUUACACUCUAGAAGCGAAUCGUGGAAGUAGGAGUGGGUGUAGAGGAGAGCGAGAUGAGGAUAUGAAAGCAAAUGAAAUAAAUGCUUGAUCGACGUGUUACGCCUAACCUUGAUAAAGCAGUAUCUCACUGUUAAGAUAAACAACGAACACAUGAGCACUUCGGCAAGAGGCAAGGCCAGUAGUUAACUCAGUCUAAGAGAUGUCUCGGUUAGGAUCACAUUCAUUCGUUAGGCUUUUAAAAUGCAAUGUUCGCAGUGUUAGAAUAUGUGGUGGUCAACGUUUUAAAUCGAAUGAACCCUCAGAGUUUGAGAAUCCAGUAUCGAGGACUAUUAGAGUACUUAAGGGCGAUGUUAAAAAUUAUUUUUCCCUCCCUGAGGGAGAAAAAACAUUUCGGAAACAACAUUUUCUAUCGGGCCAUUGCGACGUACUUGUAAUAGGUGGUGGAAUAAUGGGUUCUUCCAUAGCAUAUUGGUUAAAACAGAGGGCGCGCCAAGGGCUUCAUGUGGUCGUUGUUGAGAAAGAUCCAACGGUAAUACCCAAUAAUGUUCCUUGCGUAAGGACUCCAAUUAUUACACUUUCAUUCAUUAAACACAUUAAUAGAGGUUAUAUUUGGGUUUCUGUUUUGCAGUACACGUCUGCAUCUACUGUUCUGUCAGUAGGAGGAAUACGCCAACAAUUCUCAGUACCUGAAAGUAUACAAAUGUCACUGUUUGGAGCUGAAUUUCUGCGAAAUGUCAAAAAACAUCUUUAUGUUGAAGGGCAUGAUCCUCCUGAUGUUCAAUUUACACCAACUGGUUAUUUAUUUUUGGCCACUGAGAAAGGUGCAACACAAUUAGAGGAAAAUUAUAAACUUCAACAGUAUUCAACAUGGACCAGCUGUUGGGCGUGCAGUAAUGGAGAUGAUUGUUGAUGGUGGUUUUAAAACAAUUGACCUCAGUAGAUUGAGUUUUGAUCGAAUUAUUACUGGAAACCCUAUUUUAGAAAAUAAUAUAUGGUAAAGUUGUCAUUAGUAUAAAUAAACAUUGUAUAAAAUUGUUUGUUUCAUUGCACUAAUGGAAAAGAACCUGUAGUUUUCUCGUUUUUAUCACUAACGGCAAUGCUUUGCUAUUGCAAUGUAUAACACUUCACACGCUACUGGUCAUGUGAUUGCAAUGUGUGCUCUGCAAAAAUUGUAACAGAUGAAAGAGUUUCUUGCGAGUAUGGAUUUGUUGUAUGUUCUAAAUUGGACAUGGUUGUGAAGUAUCCUGUUGUUAAAACGUUCUCCCUGAAUUUUGGGUAUGCAUUCGCUAUGACACUCUCUUGGCAUUUUUUAUAUACCGUUUAUGUAAUAAUUCCAGCUGAUAUUUCACAAUCGCAGUGGCAGAAUAUGCAACAAAGCAGUGCUUAAUACUUGAGGAUGCGGCAAGCUUCUAUUCAGGCAUGCUUGAAUCAGCAUAAAUGCAUAAAUCAUCAAUAUUGCCCUCAUUCUGAAUCUGUGGAUGACAGACA
Molecule: messenger RNA, 1768 nt
Organism: Gryllus bimaculatus (two-spotted cricket)
Lineage: Eukaryota; Metazoa; Arthropoda; Insecta; Orthoptera; Gryllidae
Source: the annotation of a GenBank genome assembly